UGCACGUGCUCAUAAUGGACGGCAGAGAAGUGGGACUGCACCUUUAUGGAAGAGAGUUCCAACGACAGAACUAUGUUUGCCCCACAAAUCAUCCGGAGGAAGGCCUUCCUGGUGUUUGGCGAUAUGGGGGCAGAGGAUUUACAGCAAGAAAAAGCCAUCACCUUCAAUGUUAAAGAGUCCUUGCUAGACAUAUUCCGGUACGUGGAAGGAGAAGCCAGCAAGCUGGACUGCGAAAUCAAACGAUAUUCGACUCACGGCAUUCACGUGCCGUGGCCUGAGCAGGAUAAGGAGCUCGAUAGAGAUCUACUCAAUCGCUGGUUCACAGUGACCAUAAAACACACCGAAGACAAGUUCACCACCACCAGCUUCUUGAGGAAGGUGCCAGCACCAGACAGCCAACAGGCAGCUGAUCAUGGAACGAAAGAGGACGAUGAGAAUUCAACAAUUGGUGACACAGACACGCUGCUGGUUAAAGUGGUCUACAUUGUCCGCACAAGCACCCCGUUGAUCCGAGCCAAGCUCAAGCAAGACGUGGUGCUGGACUGCAGCUACAAUAUUGACCACAACGCCGACGUCAUCAUAGAAUGGCGGCACGAGCACGAGAGAAAGAAGACAAAGCUGUUCUCCUACAACGGGCGACACCGCCAGGUCGAGCACCUGGAGAAGGGGGUCGUGGCCUUCGAGGAGCAGAUCAGGAACGGGAACGCUUCGAUCCGCAUCCAGAACUUGGCCGUCAAAGACGAGGGCACCUACAUCUGCUCCGUCUACGUCCCCCCGCUCUUCGGCAUGAGCAUCGUCCUCUUGGAGAUCAUGGAGUCGCCCAUCGUGCAGAUGAACACCGAGCCGCUCGAGCUGAUGGCCGGUGAGGAGCAGAAGCUGACGUGCGAGAUGGCCCGUUACUACCCUCUGGAUGUGUCUGUGAGGUGGCUGCGGCAGUGGGAAGGGCAACGCACGCUGCCCGAUUACCUGGACAACGUGGUCUUCUCGCCCCACAAGAGGAACGCGGACGGCACCUUCAACCUGACCAGCUUCCUGAGGUUCCGUGCGUCGCUCAAGGACAGCGGGGCUCUGUACACGUGUCGCGUCGACCACCUCAGCCUCACGAAAACCAUCAAACGCUCGGUCUCCGUCAAAGUGAAACCUCAACCUCCAGGCUUAGCAGUUUUUCUCAUCGGGUUCUGCGUCAUCGUCCUCUUAGCUGUCCUCAUCGGCCUGUUGUGCUACUUGAGCAAAAGCUGGGAAAGAAACAAGAAGAAGCCGUACUAAAGCAUCGGGCAAGACUCAGGCUGUGGCCGAGCUGAGACAGCAGGAACACUAUUUGUUGCUUCGUGAUGUGUUUCCCCUCUCCCCAAUCAAAGGACGUUAAUUCCUAACGAGACUUAAGUCACAAGAGCGAAGGCCUCAAACUACGUUAAAGCAGUCGGAUUGGCGACUGGGACAACAUUGACGUCAGAGUCUCAGGAUGAACGUGAAAAUGAUUUCACUGAACUUUUUCAAAGCAUAGUUCUCUGGACUCGGACGCGCAGGGCCCACAAGAUCACAGAAUUUCUUAUUGUGACGUUUAUAUAGUUUCGGCCACAAAAUACACAGUCAAUCAGUUUACAGUAUAUUCUGUGAA
Callorhinchus milii (elephant shark) is the source of this 1618-nucleotide messenger RNA. RefSeq names its product dehydrogenase/reductase (SDR family) member 13b.2 (gene dhrs13b.2). The transcript is spliced from 8 exons. The coding region runs from base 46 to 1266 and encodes 406 amino acids. The record is from RefSeq and is a predicted model, not a curated record. NCBI's taxonomy places the organism in Eukaryota, Metazoa, Chordata, Chondrichthyes, Chimaeriformes, Callorhinchidae.